GUCACAACAAAAUAAAAGAAAUGUAAAGGUUGAGUUUAUUUGAUUAAGUUAUUUUUAAUUUGAAAUAUUUUAAGAAUGUCUUCUCCAGCACCAAAAUCUCCAGAACAAUCAGAUAAAAGCAAAAAAUAUGACCGCCAAUUAAGGUUAUGGGGAGAUCAUGGACAGAAACUUUUAGAACAUUCAAAAGUUUGUCUUAUAAAUGCAACUGCACUCGGAACUGAAAUUCUAAAAAGUCUAAUUUUACCGGGUAUCGGGUCAUUUACCAUAGUUGAUGGGGAAAAGGUUACAGAAGAGGAUAUAGGUUCAAAUUUUUUCUUAGAAAGUGAUAGCAUUGGUACAUCGAGAGCUCAAGUGUCUACUCAAUGUCUGCUUGAACUUAAUCCAGAUGUAAGAGGUGAUUUUAUAGAUGAAUCUCCAGAACAUGUAAUGUCCCAUACACAAGAUUUUUUCAACAAGUUUACUGUUGUUAUAGCUACUGCCCUACCUGAAAAAGUUCUUAUACCACUCUCAAAACAUUUAUGGGAAUCUGAUGUUCCACUAAUAGUCUGUAGGAGUAUAGGUUUCUUAGGAUAUAUUAGACUACAAGUGAAAGAACAUACAGUUAUAGAAUCACAUCCUGAUAGUGAAAAUCAUGAUUUGAGAUUGCUUUCACCAUGGAGAUCUUUAAGGGAACAUCUUGAAAGUAUAGAUGUUUCCAUGUUGGACUCAAAAACAAGAAGUCAUACCCCAGCAUUAGUUAUAUUAUACUACUAUUUAAAUAAAUACAAGGAAUUGAAUGGAGGAGCAAUCCCAAAAACUAGACAAGAAAAGGACAUCCUUCGAAAAAUGAUCAGAGAUAGUCCAGUUUGUGAUGAGGGCUGCGCUAAAAUUUUAGAAGAGAAUUUUGAAGAAGCUAUACGUUACUCAAAUACUUGUCUGAAUCCCUCUACAAUACCUUAUAAUGUACAGGAAAUUUUAGAUGAUGAAUCUUGCAAAAAAUUGACUCAUGACAGCUCUUCUUUUUGGAUAAUGUGUGCAGCUCUCAGAGAAUUUGUGCAAUGUGAAGGUGCAUUACCAGUCAAAGGAAGUUUGCCGGAUAUGGCAGCUGACACAACAAGCUACAUCUCAUUGCAGCAACUGUAUCAUCGACAUGCAGAACUACAAGCUGAAUCCGUUUACAGACGGGCGUCAGACAUGGCAAGAGAUUUAGGAUUGCCUUUGGAUGCUAUUAGUCAAAAUGAAGUGAAAUUAUUUUGUAAACACGCUAGCGAAUUGCACGUCGUAAGAGGCAGCUGCAUAGCAGAUGAAUAUGAACGCACUAGACUGGAUCUCAACUCAUACCUGGAAGAUCCAGAUAGCUUAAUGUUCUAUUACGUGAUUUUGAGGGGACUGGAAAGAUUUAUUAGCGAAUUUAAUACUUAUCCUGGACAAUUUGAUGAUCAGGUGGAACCGGAUGUUCUUAAAUUGAAAGGAAUCAUCGGAAAACUUCUUUCAGAAUGGAAUUGUUCCCAAGUUCUAAGAGAUGAACGAGUCCAUGAAGUUUGCCGUUAUGGAGGUGCAGAAAUUCACUCAGUUUCAGCCGUUUUGGGAGGUUGUGCAGCACAUGAAGUGAUUAAAUUGAUAACACAUCAGUACAAACUUUUGAAUAACGCUUUCAUUUACGACGCAAUUAGCUCCAAUUCUGCUACGUUUUGUCUUUGACUUCAUUAUUCGUAUUUUAUAAGUUAAUUAGUGAAAUAUAAAUUAAAGCCGUU
Diabrotica balteata is the source of this 1733-nucleotide messenger RNA. The record is from the annotation of a GenBank genome assembly. Lineage: Eukaryota; Metazoa; Arthropoda; Insecta; Coleoptera; Chrysomelidae.